Molecule: messenger RNA, 390 nt
Organism: Drosophila albomicans
Lineage: Eukaryota; Metazoa; Arthropoda; Insecta; Diptera; Drosophilidae
Exons: 2
Coding region: 1-390 (129 amino acids)
Source: RefSeq, a predicted model, not a curated record
AUGAAGACAUACACGGUUUUAUGCGUUCUAAUAUCGCUGACCCUGCUCAAAGCGGAGCUAAGUUGCAAUGAGUUCACUGAUCCUGACGAAUAUGAGAUAUGCAGCCAACGACUUCGCGAUUGGAGGAGCAUCAAAAAGACAUACUAUGAGCAAUGCUGUGAAGCUGUGAAUGGUCAACGAGAUUUGUGCGACAAAUGCGAAGAGGAGGCACAAAACAAUGCAACACAAUCACUAAAUGAAAUGGUGGCAGACAAUGAGUUAACGUUGGGUAAUAAAUGCAACACGUUAAAUGGCAAAUGUAUACCGAGAAAAAAUAACCCGAAUGAAUGCGGAUUAGUUGAUAAGUUUCAACUAAAAUUCUCAACAAAAGCGAACAAUGAAAGGAAGUGA